Molecule: messenger RNA, 1161 nt
Organism: Exophiala viscosa
Lineage: Eukaryota; Fungi; Ascomycota; Eurotiomycetes; Chaetothyriales; Herpotrichiellaceae
Product: Mss4-like protein
Exons: 1
Coding region: 245-931 (228 amino acids)
Source: RefSeq, a predicted model, not a curated record
AAAGCCAAGACUGGAUGGUACUCCUCUAUACCAUCCUGCUCGCAUAGGCGUCCAUGCAGUACUCGUAUUGCUGCCGACGUGACUACGGGAAACCUAAUAUCGGUAUUCCCAGCGAGUGCCUGCGAAACUCUAGCUGACCAAACGAUCGGGCCACGUUGCUCCCUCCUGCCUGUAUUGAUACAGAGUCAACCUUCGCUGACGGUUCUAAUCGAGUGUGCAUGUCAAUCCAGGCACCUUUACCAACAUGGCUUUCCUCCCUAAAGAAGCGUUGACAUUGACAGGCGGCUGCUAUUGCAAAGCCAUCCGGUAUACCAUCAAAAUACCUGCGUGGGACCACCGCCAUGCAGUCCCUAAUGCGGUCGAGACACCCAUAUCAGCAACCGAAACCGUCGAAACACGUCUUCCGGUGGUCAUGAUCGAUCACUGCAACACCUGCCGUCAAGUAGCUGGUGCUAUACUCCAAUCCUGGUUGAUAUCUCCAGUAGGAUGGGUCGAAUGGGACGUCCUCUCCAAAGAGCCGGCAGAUGAGACCCUACAUCUGUCCACCAUAGACGCAAUUGGUCCUGUCCGCGACAAUGCGCCAUCAACAUAUGUGACACGCUUCAACGCCUCGGACAGGGCGACUCGGGCAUUCUGCUCCAGAUGCGGGACAACUCUGACAUACAUAUCACAUAAAAGGAUCGAUACCCCAUUGGCAGCUGUUGAUAUCACGGUUGGAAGUCUAGAUAACGAAAGCCUGAAAUUGACGAGGCCAGAACGCCAUGCUUGGUUCGAUUAUGGCGUGGACUGGGUGAAAUCUUUGUUGACGAAAGGUGAUGGAGGGUUUCUUGUCCGACAUGGGGAGGGGAACCUGUCGAUAAUGCCCUCAAAUACUCGUGAUGAUGAGGAGAUACAAAAAGAAGAUGCACAUAGAACUUGUGGUGACUGGUGAAUGAGAAGCAAGACAUAUUUCCAGAUGCGGCCAAUACGUAGUGAUUGAUGUCAUUUGAACUGCUCCGAUGUUCGACCUCAUCUUCGAAGAAAUUCCUCCUGCGCAAUCCUCAAAGUCACCACUGCGUUGCGACAACUGGUGCCCAUUUCCCUGGCCUGCUCGGCCCCACGGCAAGGCUCAAGGUAUGACCGAGCAAGAUGUAGUCCUCGGCGACCCUUCGAGACCGGGCU